AUUUUAUAUCAAAAAAAUGAGAAAAUUUUGUGGAAGUUUGCUGUCAUUUCUUGUGGUAAUGGCCAUAUCAUUCGCAGCCGCAAUAGCUGUGGCGGCGAUCGUAUCAAACCUAUCAUCCAAUUGGAAACCGGACGACAAGACUCAGUUGGAUCCGCGGCCGCGACUCUUCGCUAUACUCAACAUGUUUUCAGUUUGUAUCCGUCGAAUAUUCCACCAGCCAUCAGCAUGGGCAUCUUUCCCCAUUGGCAGUAAGUGUGCCUGCAUCAAGUGGCCGUGUGAUAAAAAUGACCCAUGUCAUCCCGGAUUUGACUAUUCGCUCACUGGUUCAUAAGAUUAAAGUGACCA
Molecule: messenger RNA, 345 nt
Organism: Medioppia subpectinata
Lineage: Eukaryota; Metazoa; Arthropoda; Arachnida; Sarcoptiformes; Oppiidae
Source: the annotation of a GenBank genome assembly